Molecule: messenger RNA, 1175 nt
Organism: Colletotrichum destructivum
Lineage: Eukaryota; Fungi; Ascomycota; Sordariomycetes; Glomerellales; Glomerellaceae
Exons: 2
Coding region: 133-981 (282 amino acids)
Source: RefSeq, a predicted model, not a curated record
AGCCGAUAUGGAUCUUCUGCAUAUAAUCCUCUCAGCCCCCCCCCGCGUCUCGCCUCCAACUGUGCCUCAUUCCCGUCUCCAUAUCCUCUCAGCGGAACCACUGAUAUCCCAUACGGUUUGAAGCCGCCGUCCAUGGUGGCGGUGUUCGUGGUUGCCCCGACCGGAAGACGCAGCAGUCUCAACAUGGACGCGCCGACGACAACCUCGACCUCGGCAGCCUCCCUCCCGCGCGUCACGCCCUCGCUGAAUUGUCGCCAGCCAUUCGAUACGUCCGAUGCCAACGCCAAGAGCAUCUGCAACGAUGUUUACGCGACUUCCCGAACCGAGUGUCCCACGGGCUACACCCUGGCAUGUCUCCGUACGAUCAGCAACAGCGGGUCGUCUUUCACCUCGACGGGCUACGCAUUCCCGGCCAAUUCCAACCUCCCCGUCACGACCAUAAUCGCAACAAACUAUAUCAACGUGUAUUGCUGUCCCGACACGAUCCCCUGGGGCUGCGAAGGAGCCCUCGCUACCAGCUGUGGCUUACUUGCCACGUCUGAUACGGUCUUCGACAUGGGCGCGACGAUGGAAGCGUACUCCGCGACGAGUAUGCAGGUGGUCCGCGGCUACGCCGUCACCCUCUCCCAGGCUGCCGCCACAUCGAGGGAGGUCAUAGAGCGGAACGUCCUGCAAAACUCGAGGAUACUGGAAGUCGUCACACAGACGACCACCGUCGCCGAGGAGUCUACGACGGUAUGGUGCGGCUUGCCCUCCUGCGCGGACUUGGCCAACGACAUCUAUGUCACCAGAGUGAGCUUGCAGACCAAGGCGCCCGAGCCGUUCGUCCUGCUGCCGCCGCCGCACAUGGGGAGGCUCGGCACGCUGGGGUCCGUUGCCGUGUCGGGCUUCAUCGCGGUCAUCGUAUUGGCGGCGUCGCUGCUCAUCUCGUGGGCGAUGCAGUAUCGCAAGCGCACACGACGACAGGUUCAGGUCCGGUAAGGAUUGGGGGAGGGGCGAUCACACAGCCAGUACAGUAUCGGCGGCGGACGGACGGACGGACGAGAGAGCGAGCACAUGAACAGGAGCGAGGCGUGUGUCUAUACGGAACAUUUCAGUAUUUCUUGAUUAAUGGUAUCUUUAACGUAUGGGUAUCUCUCAUGCCGGGGUGUUUUUUGUCUUUUUGAAAAUCAACA